AUGUGGCUCCUCAUAACCACAUCACUCUGCCUGGUGGCCACAGGUCUGGUAUACUUCGUCUCGAGGCGCUCCAGAAUUGCAGCAGAUGAGAUUGCCUUGGGAGAAGCGAAAGGGUGCGAGCCGCCGCCCAAAUUGCCGCACUCAUGGCCUCUUGCCCUUGACUUGAUCUUCGAUGCCUUCUCAGCGGCCAAAAAGGGCCGUAUCCUGCAAUUCUUCCAAGAUGUCACGCCCAGCGUACCCAAAACAUUCGAGCAAGUUCUGCUUGGGGUCUCCGGCGUUGAUACAGCUGAUCCGGAGAAUCUCGAGGCUAUGUUGUCUACACAGUUCAAAGAGUUCGGGCUAGGUGCCCGAAGACCUACCUUCUUUCCUCUGCUCGGCGAGGGCAUCUUUACGCAGGAUGGUGUUGCAUGGAAGGCCUCCCGCGAUAUCCUUCGACCUCAGUUCAUGGGCAAUCGCGCAAAGAACUUCGCUCAAAUGCAGGAAGCUACCGAGAAGCUGAUCGAUUCCAUCCCCGGAGACCGUCCGUUCGACCUCCAGCCUCUGUUCUUCCGCUUCACCCUGGCAACAACAACAUAUCUCUUGUUCGGCAAAAGUAUCGGUGCUCUUGACGAGUCUCAGGACCUCGAGGCUGCUUCUCGAGAAGCAGAAUUCGCCGAAGCAUUUACGGUUGCUCAGGAUUAUCUGGCACAGCGAGGGCGUUUAGGAGAUCUUUACUGGCUCAUUGGAGGCCCUAAGUUUUGGAAAGCUUGUCGUACCGUGCAUGACUUUGUUGACUCCAUGAUCAAGACUCGGAUAGAUGCGAGAGACACUGGCGACUCCAAAUAUGUGUUCCUUGAUGCUUUGCUGCAGCAGACCAACGAUAUCUUCCUUCUGCGAUCUCAGAUCCUCAAUGUUUUGCUGGCUGGGCGAGACACUACUGCCUGCUGUCUGACAUGGACAUUACGCCUUCUAUCGCGUCAUCCGGCAGUUCUCAAAAAGCUUCGUGCAGAAAUCGAAGACCAAGUAGGAGCCGAUGCUCCAACACAGCAAGAUCUCAAACGCAUGCAAUACCUCUCCUUCGUGCUCAAAGAAGUUUUGCGACUCUACCCUUCCGUGCCGGUGAACUCGAGAACAGCUCUAGUUACCACAACCCUACCAAGAGGUGGCGGAGCUCAAGGCACAAGCCCGGUGUUACUCCGCAAAGGAACGGCGGUGGGGUACUGUCCCUACCUCAUGCAUCGACGGGAAGACUUGUACGGCGAGGAUGCGGAAGAGUUCCGGCCUGAACGAUGGCAGGGUGGGCUGGAAAAGACGAUCGGUUGGGGUUACGUACCUUUCAAUGGUGGGCCACGGGUUUGUCUGGGUCAGGAGUUUGCGAUUUUGGAGGCUUCAUACGCCAUCGUACGUAUCCUGCAGGCUUUUGAAAGCAUAGAGCCUUGUGCGCCGCCGGGUAAUUUAGCAGAUGUUCAAAGCAAGCCGGGCAGUGAGCGGCAGAUGUUGACAUUGGUGUUGUCUCCUAUGGAUGGGUGCUGGACUGUGUUGAAGAGGGAGUCGCGGGAACAGUAA
Messenger RNA from Saxophila tyrrhenica, 1545 nucleotides. RefSeq lists its product as uncharacterized. The coding region runs from base 1 to 1545 and encodes 514 amino acids. NCBI's taxonomy places the organism in Eukaryota, Fungi, Ascomycota, Dothideomycetes, Mycosphaerellales, Extremaceae. The record is from RefSeq and is a predicted model, not a curated record. The transcript has 6 exons. Gene Ontology annotation, molecular function: monooxygenase activity; iron ion binding; heme binding.